AGAGCGGAUCGCGUCUUGUCAUGUUCUCUCGCAAGCUCUCCGUCCCAUUUGGCUUGCUGCCCGACGAGCAGAAGCUGCGCUUUCGCAGUGAACCAGGCGGCAUCGCCAAGCUUGCUAGCGUGCGGAACAUACCAGACUCCGACGCGUACUGGAACGACUUCUUCGUUCUCUUCGACUCGCCCUCCGACGUCUUCUCCCUCAUCGCACCCAAUGACAUCCGCAGAGCUCUUCUCGAAGCUCCAGAGAAUGUCGCUACCCUCUUCCGUGUCACUGUCGGGCGCCUCAACAAUCUCAUCGCCGACCACACAUUCCCCUCCUCCGCAGUACCCUCCGUCGCUGCCUUCGCAUCUUCCUUCAUGAAGACAGGCUCUGGUCUUGCCGAUCGAAAUACGACAAAGGAGGCGCUCAACUGUGUCCGUGUCCUCGCACGCGUACUACCCGUCAUCUUCGACGUUGAGGGAGAGUCAAGCAUCUUCGAAACUGAAGUGAUGUGGAGGCGCCACGAAGUCGAGAACCACGACGGCCCAGAUGCAUCCGACACCACCCAGUUCGUCAUUGACGAUGAAGAGGACAGCGACAACGAGUCCGCUUCCCAACCACGCUCGCCGCAGAAGGGGCGGCUCACGAAGCAACUACCGUCUCUUGCAGAGAAACUCCUCGACGCCUUGUUCUCCCUUCUCUUCUGUUGUGGCUUCACCUUGCCCAAGGAAAUUCAGGUGGACCACCAUAAGAUCAGUCCAAUGACAUGGGAGAAAGGCGUAGGAGCAACGCAGGAUCCUGGCCCAAGCGGACCGUACGAGAGCAACCGCACGGAGGUCCUACGCCUGUUGCUGGUCCUGCUAUCGCGUCAAAUCUACGUUCCACCACCCUCACUCUUCACCGCCCCCUCCCUGUACUCGCUGCAUAUGGUGCAAAUGCGGGACAGACGCGAUGUACUUGUCUUAUUAUGCUCUUUACUCAACACUGCUAUGAACGCCUCGUCGGCGCAUCAUGGAAUCGGCGCCAUGGCCGCUCGGUUACCUUAUAAUCAUCUCGUCAUGAAGGGCGAGGACACACGCACGAAUCUGGCGACACUUUGCCUUCAGGUACUGUGCGCCUUGCUGGACUUCCAGAGCGGCACAGCUCGUGAUAAGGCCAAGGGCACCGACGAAAAUCGGACGACUGCGCCUACGGCUCGCACGAACGCGUUUCGCUACUUCUUGAUGAAGCUGCAUCGCACUCAGGACCUCUCCUUCAUCCUUGAUGGCUUCCUCAACACGAUGGACCAACAGAUGGCCAGCAUGAACAAUAUCCUUCCUGGCGCCCGAAAGUCCAUUCCGUACAUCCCGGAGAUGAUCAUAUUCUUCUGGAAGAUGAUCGAGCUGAACAAGAAAUUCCGCUCGUUUGUUCUCGAGUCGGACAAAUGCAACGACGUGAUGGCCCAUUUGGUAUGCUACCUCUUGGAACUCAAGGACAAGCCUCAACAACACGGAAUGUGUCGAACGCUCUCGUACAUCCUCCAGACGUUCUCUGCGGAAGCGACGUUCGGUGCUAAGCUACAGACGCCGGUUCGCAUGCAGCUACCUGCUAAGUACCAGGUCCCAGGGAACGCCGCCGAUUUUCUGAUCAAUGCUGUCUAUUCGGUGAUAAGUACCACGUCCGGACAACUCAACUCGCUGUAUCCUGCUCUCGUUAUUGCCCUCGCCAAUGCGUCGCCCUACCUGAAGAAUCUGACAGUUACAUCAGCCACGCGCUUAGUGCAACUUGUAGCCUCCUUCGCGAAUCCAACGUUCCUGUUAUCCGACGAGGGACAUCCUCGCUUGCUGUUCUUCAUGUUGGAAGUGUUCAACGGCAUCAUCUUCCAUCAGCUGUCUGACAACGCACAUGUACUAUACGCCUUGCUACAGGCUCAUCAAACCUUCGAAGAUCUGGCAACGUUCACUCUAGCGCGGGGCCUGCGCGAGAUCCGACGCGUGCAGCGGGCUAAGGAAGACCUGCAGCGGCGGCGAGGCUCUAGAGACAACGGCCCUCUCGGCCACGGUCGGGCGGACAGCAUAGCCCGGGGACGUACAGUACGAACACCAGACGGCAAUCUUUCCCGCAGCGGGACCCCUGACUCGGUGGAGAAGGCUCGCGCUUUGGACUCCGCACGAGCGCUGGAAGAGGGCGUCGCGCAUGGCGCAAGCGAAACUUUGGACGACGUUUCCGGAGUGCAGCGGCGGUCUGAGAAGGCCAGAGGCAAGAUGAAGGAACGCUCGCCGGAGGAUGAGAUGGACGAAAGUCUAGAGCGGAUCGCUGCAGCCGGCGUUGGUCGAAAUGGAUUUGUUCCAACGCAGGACUGGGUCGCGUCGUGGCAGACAGGCCUACAGUUAGAUCCUAUCCUCGUCCUGAUAGCGGAACUCCUCCCAAAACUGCAGGAGCUGCAAGCGUCCCAGAAGGCAAACUCAAGCACCGCUAUUGCUAAUUUCCUGGCCAGCGUCACGCUGGACCAUGCGCUACCUCCAAAACCACCUCUGGCGCCUAGACGAUUUGUGUGGACGGAUGCCUCCAUGGUUUGGCUGACAUCCCUCCUGUGGGGCGAGAUCUAUGUGAAGCACAUGAGUCCCUUGGGCAUCUGGAACGCAACGAACGUUCGCCUGUUCUACGUGAAGCAUACACCAGCUCAACAGCGCCAACUGACGGAGGCCGUCUCGAAUGUCGUGGGCGGCUUUCUGGGUAGGACGAACUCGGAGACAUCGCUAGGCAGGCAGGCCGCCUAGACGUGCGUAGUAGUGAUUAUGCUUGCUUUCUUGAGUAGGGACAUCUCAAUGGCAACUUGGAAUCCGAAGGUCCAUUCAAAUGUUUCUGUCUACGA
Schizophyllum commune H4-8 is the source of this 2833-nucleotide messenger RNA. RefSeq lists its product as uncharacterized. The record is from RefSeq and is a predicted model, not a curated record. The coding region runs from base 21 to 2738 and encodes 905 amino acids. NCBI's taxonomy places the organism in Eukaryota, Fungi, Basidiomycota, Agaricomycetes, Agaricales, Schizophyllaceae. Gene Ontology annotation, cellular component: membrane; Golgi trans cisterna; Golgi medial cisterna. The transcript has 10 exons.